AUGCUGCACAUUCUAACUGCACCUCGAUAUAUUUUUAUAGAUUAUCCUACGCAUGCUAUUCUCAGUAUGCCUGCCUUGUCACCCACAAUGACUCAAGGAAAUUUGGGCAAGUGGCAUAAAAAAAUUGGCGAUCAGAUCAGUCCAGGAGAUGUUUUGGUAGAGAUUGAAACAGACAAGGCUCAGAUGGACUUUGAAUGCCAAGAGGAAGGCUUUCUUGCCAAAAUACUUAUCCCUGCAGGAGAAAAGGAUGUUGCCGUGAAUACUCCAAUUGCCGUUAUCGCUGAUAAUGCUCAAGAUGUUGACAAAUUUUCCGAUUUCGUGUCAUCUGGACCUGCUCCCACUGCUACUACUAAAGCCACUCCUACUCCCGCACCCACCACUGUUCUUCCUCCUCCGGUUGCUGCUGCUCCAGCUCCAACUCCAACUUCAUCAUCUUCUGAUCGAACUUUUAUCAGCCCUAUUGCAAAAGCAUUGGCUGCUGAGCGUGGCAUUUCGCUUGCUUCAAUUAAAGGAUCUGGUCCUGGUGGUCGUAUUGUGAAGGCAGAUAUUGAAAGCUACAGUGCACCUGUUGUGACUGGCGCUACACAUGCCCAAACUACUGUGACACCUGUAACACCUGUAGCUUCUUCUGCAGGAUCUGCAUUUACUGAUAUACCUUUAUCCAACGUUCGCAAGGUCAUUGCUAGCCGUCUUACCCAAUCCAAGUCGACUAUUCCUCACUUUUACCUUACGGUGCAAAUCAAUGUGGACAAGAUUCUCAAGCUACGCGAGGCACUUAAUAAGGAAGGAAACGGAAAAUAUAAGCUUUCCGUCAACGACUUUACUAUCAAGGCCUCUGCACUUGCGCUCAAGGACGUUCCUGAAGUCAACAGUGCUUGGCAUGAUACGUUUAUCAGACAGAGCCAUUCUGCUGAUAUUGCUGUAGCCGUUGCUACCGAAACUGGUCUUAUUACCCCUAUUAUUCAUAGUGCCGAGGGUAAAGGCCUUGCUGCAAUCUCCAACCAAACCAAAGAGCUUGCCGAAAAGGCACGUGCUGGAAAGCUUGUUCCCCAUGAAUAUCAGGGUGGAACUUUUACCAUAUCCAAUUUGGGCAUGUUUGGCGUUCAGCACUUUACAGCCAUUAUCAACCCUCCACAUGCCGCAAUUUUGGCUGUGGGUGGGAUAGAGGACAAGUUGGUUCUUGACGAUCUUGCACCCAAAGGAUUCCGUGUUCAAAAAACCAUGAAUGUGACUCUCAGCAACGAUCAUCGUGUUGUUGAUGGAGCUGUAGGUGCAAAAUGGUUGCAGCGCUUCAAGCAGUAUCUGGAAAAUCCAUUGACAAUGCUUCUUUAA
Messenger RNA from Batrachochytrium dendrobatidis JAM81, 1332 nucleotides. RefSeq names its product dihydrolipoyllysine-residue acetyltransferase. The record is from RefSeq and is a predicted model, not a curated record. The transcript is spliced from 8 exons. Bases 1 to 1332 code for a protein of 443 amino acids. NCBI's taxonomy places the organism in Eukaryota, Fungi, Chytridiomycota, Chytridiomycetes, Rhizophydiales. Gene Ontology annotation, biological process: pyruvate decarboxylation to acetyl-CoA. Gene Ontology annotation, molecular function: dihydrolipoyllysine-residue acetyltransferase activity.